GUUAAAAAAAAAAAAAUGCAUUUAUUAAUUUUUGUCUUAACAUAUUAAUAAUAAGGUUUUGAGGGUGGGAAAAAAAAUAUAUUAUGAUGAUUUGCUUCGUGGAUGCCUGCCCUUUCAAGAAGAUCUCCCAAUUAACGUCGUCCCUCAGGCAGUUGCCACCUACUUUUGUCCCACUCAUUGAAAACACAUUAAAAUCUUGAACACAACACAGACUACUCCACGCUAUCCAAAAAUAAACACUACUAGGAUUGAAAAGGACUUCUCAAAAGUUCGGGAACCACCAAAGAGGAAUGAAAAGUUAAUGGGCAACUUUUAGUUGGGGAAUGUCAUGUGCUUGUAGGACCCCACAUCUGGUCCAAAUGCCGAGUUCAUAAUUUCGGCAAUUCGUAUCUGUCAAAAGAAAAAAAAAAUAUUUAAAAAAAUGCAGCCAAAGCUGUAUAUAAGAUUGUGCAAUUGCGAUAGCUAGCCAAUCCAAAAGAAAUGAUGAAGCCGCAAAAUUUUAUUCUCUUCUUCGUCAUUCUCCACCUAUUCGCCGGAGCCGGUUCAUCUCCGACGAAGGCCGCCGGUGGCCACUGGCGAGUUUUGCACCAUAAUAUCGGUGUUUCCGCCACUCACAUGCAACUGCUCAACAACAAUCGCGUUGUUCUUUUUGACGGUGCGCAUUACGGUCCGUCCAAUUUAACAAUGGGUGCCGGAAACUGUCGCCGUCACCGUCGUAACAACAAAGUCGACUGCACAGCACACUCCGCCGAGUACGACGUCGCCACCAAUACCAUCCGACCGCUGAUUAUCGACACCGCCGACGACGGCGUUUGGUGCUCCUCCGCUGCUGUGACGUCAGAUGGCCGAACUUUUGUACGGUUUGUACAAAGUGACGGAGAUGGGAAUGGAGUAGAAGCGAAGGUUAGGACCUAUAAGCCUUGCUCUGUCUCUAACUCUGACUCUGAUUGCUUUGGAGAGGUGAUGGAUGUGGUACUAGCGGCACGACGAGGACACCCUCGAUUCUAUGCCACUAAUCAUGUCCGUCCAUCUGGCAGACACAUCAUCAUCGGUCCUGGGCGUGGUUCCCUGUUUGCUUACGAGUUCUUUCCUAAAACCCAAUCGGUAUCUUCAACGAAACUUCCAAUUUCAAGCAACAACAACAACAAUAAUCUCUACCCAUUUGUGUUUCUUAACACAGAUGGGAACAUAUUUAUUUUCAACAACAAUCGAGCAAUCCUGUUCGAUUUCGUGAACAAUAAGGUCGUGAAGAUUUACCCAGAAAUACCAGGUCGAGGAGAUUCGACGACUUAUUACACCUCUGCUGUGCUUCUUCCCUUGAAGAAUCUCAAAUCGAACGUGGGAGUAGAAGAAGAAGUAUUAAUCUGUGGUGGAGCUCCAAAAGGUUCAUACUCUCAGGCACUAAAAGGUAACUUCAUCAGAGCUUCAAAUACUUGUGCCCGCAUCAAAAUAACCGACCAGAAGCCUCAAUGGGUCAUAGAAACCAUGCCUCAAGCCAGAGUCAUGGCGGAUAUGACAUUGCUUCCGAACGGCGACGUCUUGAUCAUAAACGGAGCAGAAGCUGGGACUGCAGGCCGAAAUUUGGGCCGGAAACCAGUUUUCCAGCCAGUUAUUUACCGACCCAAUAGCAAAGAUGGAGAGGGAUCAAGGUUCAAAUUGCAGAACCCAAGCUCCAUACCCAGGAUGUACCUUUCCACAGCGAUACUACUCAGGGAUGGCAGAGUCCUAGUUGGUGGAAGCAAUCCAAACAUGAAAUACAGUUUCUCAUCAGAAGUGGCUUUCCCAACGGAGCUGAGAUUGGAAGCCUUUAGUCCCUGGUAUUUAGAUGAAGAGUUUUCGAAUCUUCGCCCCACCAUUAUCUACCCGCCUAAUGAUACAAAGCUUGGUUAUCGGGAGAAGCUGACUGUUCGGUUUACAGUGAUCGGUAAUGGGGGUGGUGGUGGUCCAAUAGCAAAAGAUUCGGUGUCGGUGACAAUGGUAUCGCCGUCGUAUACCACCAACUCAUUCUCAAUGAAUCAUAGAGAGUUAGUACUUGAACCUGAAAGAGUCACUCAAAUUGUACAAAACGUGUACGAAGUUGAGGUCACCACACCAGCUUUUAGGAACCUUGCACCUCCUGGGUUUUAUCUUUUAUUCGUGCUUCAUCAAGAAAUUCCAAGUGAGGGAAUUACUGUCAUGAUCGGCUAGGUCUCAUUGUAAUGCAAACCAACCAGAGUAUUUGGAUUUCUCAAGCUCUUAAUAGUUUCAGGAGAGAGCACAAUUAGAGUUGUCUGGUACCGUCUGUUUACCAAUGUUCUCACCUGGUCAAAGUCCAAAAAAUUAAUGAGAAUUGUGUUUGCCCUCUUUCAAAAUAAAGAUAAGGAUAUGAACUUAGCAAACAAAUUUUUCUUAUCUUCCGGAAUUAUUGACUUUCAAUGAAAUGGAGGAAACUAACAGCAAGAAAGUAGAAAAGAAGUAAAACUGAGAGAUUUUCAUUCAAGCCUACAAAUAACAAGAUUGGUCCUUUUCAAACAAGCCCAAAACCUGAGACUUUCUUUCAGCAAUACAUUUGAGGAUCUGAAACGUCGAAAUAUCAUCUUCAAUGAAUGCAAAGAAUGAAUGGUUAAUUGUAUAAAUAAAGUACACUUUUGCAAGUGAAAACGAAGAGCAAGACAAUAUUCAGAAGGCAAAAAUAGGUAUCCAAACGAACAAAGAGACCUGAACCCAAAUUUUAUCACUUGCAAAUGUAUCACCAACAUACCAGUAAGGCAAGUGGAUAUAUAUAUAUAUAUAUAUAUAUUUAUAUAUUCGCACACUUCCAUCAGACAUGUAGCUUAAACAUUAAGCAACAUAAUGACAAAUAGAAAUUUACAUUUCUUUUUCCCCCAAACUGAAAGCAUCCUAUGGAGACUUUAGUUGUUAGCCACCUCCAUCCACAAUAAUUAUGCAUGUAUGUGCGACCCAAAAAAAAAUUGUAAUUUAGCUGUUUAGAUUCAUAAUUUACAGUUUAGAUUCAUACUUUCACAAUUAGUAUGUAACAGAUAUCAAAGAGAGGUUUGUCUCAAACACAAGGCAACUCCCACGUCGAACUCUUAACUUUAAAAGGUUGCAGAUAUUUCCUCCAUCUUCAAACAUGUUUUACAGGCUGAUGUUAAAAAGCCCAGAUAAUUUAAAAUUAACAAAGAUUUUUAACAGCUGAAAAAUGACAAGAAUGUCUAACUGGAAUAUUCUUUCUCCUGUCGGUCAUAUCAAAACAUAACCAAAAAUUAGCAGAAACAACAUUCCGGACAACUAAAAUUUACAAAAAUUAAAAACUUAUCUUCUUGAGCGAUGGGGGAAUCAUCAUAGGAAUAAAGUGAAGAAAAAGGAGAACAGAGGGAACUAAAACUUAUACAUGUAUGCGUGACACAUAAUUUGACAUUGUCUGCUAAAACUUUUAUCUAUGCUUGACUCAUAAUUUGGUAUUGUCCGCUGAAAAAUUAAUAAAAUUCGAAAAAAUAAAAAUAAAUAUAUCAUCACUAUAUUUAUAUUUUCCAUAGAAUAAUUUUUUGGCUCGUAUUCAUUCAAACCAGACAUUGAAAAUUCAAGGGUUAAUUGAGGUUUGAAUUUCUAAGAUUUUUCACAUUUAUCAAAUCCAUUGGUUAACCCAGGAAACAAACAAGAUCUCCAUAUCUGGAAUUAAAAAUAAUAAUAAUAA
Ziziphus jujuba (common jujube) is the source of this 3676-nucleotide messenger RNA. Its product is annotated as aldehyde oxidase GLOX1. Lineage: Eukaryota; Viridiplantae; Streptophyta; Magnoliopsida; Rosales; Rhamnaceae. Bases 481 to 2187 code for a protein of 568 amino acids. The record is from RefSeq and is a predicted model, not a curated record. The transcript has a single exon.